This is a messenger RNA of Cryptotermes secundus, 3245 nucleotides long. Its product is annotated as glutamate-rich WD repeat-containing protein 1. The transcript is spliced from 8 exons. NCBI's taxonomy places the organism in Eukaryota, Metazoa, Arthropoda, Insecta, Blattodea, Kalotermitidae. The coding region runs from base 96 to 1358 and encodes 420 amino acids. Gene Ontology annotation, molecular function: protein binding. The record is from RefSeq and is a predicted model, not a curated record.
UGGUAGUAUUAAUACUCUCGUGACGUCAUAAUGACAAUAGUGUCACACAAUAAUUUGUUGCUACAGGUCAAAUAGGAUCGGUUAGGAUCGUUAGGAUGGAGGAGGCCCAUGUAGAAAUGGGAAGGAAUGGAAAUUCCAAUAAUCAAGGUGAAGCGAAGGCUGCAACUUAUUUACCUGGGCAGCCGCUUAAAGAAGACGAAGAACUUGUAUAUGAUGAGUCUGUAUACGUGAUGCUUCAUGAAGUUCAUACAGGAUCUCCUUGCCUUAGUUUUGAUGUUAUUCUGGAUGGUCUUGGGGCUGCCAGAGAAUUGCAUCCACUGUGUGCCUAUGUCGUAGCCGGAACUCAGGCUGCCCGAACCCAUACAAAUAACAUAUUGGUAAUGAAGAUGUCAAAUAUGCAUAAGACGCAAAAAGAGAAAAAGGAAGAUGAAAGUGAUGAAGGCAGUGACGAUGAUGAUGAUGACGAUGACGAUGAGGAAGCUCAGAAUAAAACUCCACAUCUCGAAUGCGCUCGAAUUAAACACCAGGGUUGUGUAAAUAGGAUACGUGCCAUAAAUUACAACGAUACCAUUUUGGCAGCAACAUGGUCUGAAUUAGGACGAGUACAUAUAUGGAAUUUAACAGAACCUUUGCGUGCUGUUGAUGAAAAAGUGGCCAUGGAUCGUUAUAAAAAUGGUGUAGUACCAGUUCCAAUUUUUACAUUUUCUGGCCACCAAACAGAAGGAUUUGGAAUGGAUUGGUGUCCUACUAUGUCAGGAGUGCUUGCUACUGGAGACUGCAAACGGAACAUCCAUAUAUGGAAUCCUGCAAGCGGAGGAAGCUGGCAUGUUGAUCAGAGGCCUCUGAUAGGACAUACUGACUCUGUUGAAGACUUGCAGUGGUCACCAAAUGAAAGGAGUGUUUUGGCAUCCUGUUCUGUUGAUAAGAGUAUUCGUAUUUGGGAUACUCGUGCAGCUCCUAGCAAAGCUUGUAUGCUGACUGCAAAUUGUGCUCAUGAAAGGGACGUUAAUGUUAUCAGCUGGAACCGAAAUGAGCCUUUUAUAGCUUCAGGUGGUGAUGAUGGAAUGUUACAUAUAUGGGACCUGAGACAGUUUCAGAGUGAGUCUCCAGUAGCAACGUUUAAGCAUCAUACCCAGCCGGUAACCACAGUUGAGUGGCAUCCCACUGAAGCCACUGUGUUUGCCUCUGGAGGUUGUGAUGAUCAGAUUGCAUUAUGGGACCUUGCUCUUGAAAGAGAUACUGAGGAUUGUGAAGAUGAUAUCAAAAUAUGGAAGUCACUUCAGAUUUUACAUGCAUAUAUAAACCACAACUACUUUUAUUGUUAUGCUCUUGAGUUAACGUCCUUUGAGCAAGUAUGAAAAUUUAAAGAUUCAUAAAACAGAAGUGUGUUCAGCAUUGCUGUGAAGAAACAAACAGAACUUGAAACAGGUGAAUUCAAGUUUGGCCUGGUGAAAACAUCAGAGAAACAUGAGUAUAAUUAGGGUUGAACCUGAUAAAGUUACCCAGUCUUCAUAAAACUCUGAACAGCGUGCCUUUGGAGAAAAUUACUUUUCAUGCUUCUGAACUUCCUCUUGUCAACAAUAUGAGCAUGGUUGUUUUGUUUCUUGAAUACUGGGUGCAAUUCGAAGUAGGUUCUUGAAGUUCUGGCAUUUGAUAGAUUGUAUGGCUUUGGGUAUGUUAGAGAACAUUUAGACUAGGGAUGCCUUUGGUCCUGAUAUUAUGUUUGAAAAGGUAACAGAGAAGCAGAACUGAUGAAAGAGAUUAAGACUGAAUUUCUGAAAACUAAAAUACUGUACUUAGAGAAAUGGAAGGUGAAUUCCUUUGAAAGUAAGCUCUUUCAUUCAGCAUAUAAAGAGUUUUUCCAACUUUGCUGCCAGUUGUUGAAACAUUGCAUUGUGUUAAAUCAUUUGCACACAAAUUUUUUUAAAUUUUUAAUUUUUUCCCCCAGAAUUUGUAUAGGGUGGGAGGUGACAUGUAAUACCUUGUUUAUAGCCAAAAAUUGCUGCACAAGCCAGGUUAAAUGAGCGUGUGUUCUGUAAUGGUGGAUUUGCAAGUUCCUGGUUUCCCUGUUUUUCCUCUGCUUAUGACAUGCUGCACACAUAUUUCUCAGCUCUUGCAAAUGGAAAUGAGGUUUAAUAGUCUGACCUUUUGGGGCACUCUUAUGAUCAGACCUGUACAGAUCCUGGGAUCCAGGUGCAAAGAAUUGUUUCCUUGUUACUGCUAGCACAUGAUCCAUCAUAGUUGACUAGCAGAAUAGUUUCUCUUUUACUUUCCUAUCCUUUAUCCAUGUUACAGUAUUAUUUCCUUCCCUACUUUCUCCCAUAUUGCUUUCCCACCCCUUUUUGUUAUUCCUAUUGCCCCCUUCUUCCAUCUUCUUUACAUUAAAAUAGUCCCCUGUUCUUCCAUUCCUUUAUCCCUUUAUGUUCCUGUGUUUCCUAUAUAUUCCUUUCUCAUCCCUUGUAUUUGUGUGCUCUCAGUAUCCUAGCAGUGAUGUGUUUGGCUGUUUAAUGUUUGUAUGUAGAUGUCUCAGUUCUAUCAAAAAAGGUCAGAUUUCCUGUCUCAGGCAUAUUGCUUUUUAUUCUGGCUUAUUCUGGAUUUAUAGGAAAUUUCUGCAGGCCUGUUUGUAAUGUACAGUAUUAUUGUAACUGAAGAAAACAAUGUCACUUUGGUUUUGCUUUGCCUUUGGUGAGCUGUCUGUGGGCAUGAUAUGGGUGGGGAUUUCCACUGUGAUGAUUGCAGUUUUAAUUUUGGGGUUAUGAGCAUAUUUUCAUAUAAACUUGUUUCAUUAACACUGUUUUUAUGUUUUCAUCAGUGUCUCGACAUGUCAUUACAGUGAAUUCUAAAUUUUGUGUUCUGCAUUUAGUGAAACCCUAUCUUGAUGAAAACAAUUUGAAACCGGGUCUAGAAAACUUACAUUACAGAGUUGACAUACAUUGUAAUGAGAGUUGAUGGAGCACCAGAGUUCUGUUGUUUGUGGACACACUAGUAUGAUAUCUCAUGACCGCACAAUUUGUAUACGUGCUCAUCCAAUAAAGGGCUUGGUGCUUACCAUAUUGGUUCUGUUAAAUGAUACUGAUGCUAAGCUGAGAGACUUUUUUAUCAGUGAAACAUCAGGAAAAAAAAAGAUUUCACAUUUCAAUAAAUAUGGGAACUGGAAAGGGAAGAAUAAUACUUAAUAUUUUGUUCAUGCAGCCACCUUAUGUGGACGUGUGUCCGAGCGACUCUGAUGUAGUAUCAGCGCCUAA